Molecule: messenger RNA, 1583 nt
Organism: Pelmatolapia mariae (spotted tilapia)
Lineage: Eukaryota; Metazoa; Chordata; Actinopteri; Cichliformes; Cichlidae
Product: T-cell surface protein tactile
Exons: 7
Coding region: 33-1403 (456 amino acids)
Biological process (GO): cell-matrix adhesion; inflammatory response
Source: RefSeq, a predicted model, not a curated record
CAGGCUCGAUGGAUACAGCCUGAUUCGUCGUAAUGAGUUUGGGGACCUCAAAAAUGGCUGGAAAUGCAUUGGGAAUAGUUUUCUGUCUUCUACUUCUUGCUUCUACUAUUCAAGGGAUCCAGGGUGUUGAGUUGUUCCAUUAUGAAAAUAUGGAAGCUGUAGUGGGCCAGAAUGUUUCCAUACCCUGCACUUUAAAAGGUUCUACUGAUAUCAAGAUUGUCAGUAUUGAAUGGCGUAAGGAAAACACAAAGCUGUGUGUGUACAGCCAGUUUUAUGGAAUCAAUCUAGUCUGGCAAAAUAUUACCGUCCAGAUUGAGAAAAACAGUACUGAUGUCCUGGGUUCCCAUUUAAAACUUUCUGAUGUGAAGAAAUCGGAUGAAGGCAUCUAUGUUUGUGACACCGCCACCUUUCCUGAUGGAUCCAAAAAGGUUAAAACACAGCUAAUAAUCAAAGAUGACAUUAAAAUAACGUGUGAUGUGAAUGGCACUGUUGAAGUCCAAAAUGGAGAAAAUGUUACAAUUCGCUGCACAGCAUUUCCAAAUGCACACUACAGAUGGACCAAGAAUGAUGAACUGUUGUCAGAGACUGAAUCUCUGGAGCUCUGGUGGGUGACCGAUGCUGAUGCAGGGGUUUAUACACUGACUGUCAAAACAGGAAGCAAACGUGUGCAUGAAGAGUUUGUGGUCACAGUGCUAACGACAACCACAAGUUUGAAGACAGUGUCACCACAGGGUUUGACUGAAUCAGCAGGCAUCAGCCUUACAACAUCACCAACCCCCGAGCUUUCAACCCACACAGAUCGGACCACCUUCAUUGCUACAAAUGCUCCAAACACCACAAAUGUUACAAUCACAGCUGAUGAGCACAUAACCUCUUUUACAAAUUCUACACACAUCUCUGUCACAGCAUCCCCCACCACACACUCUUACACCCAAGAUUUGCUCAAUACGACUGUCCAGAGGACAACAGAAUCAGGCUAUCCUAGCACAAUGUUGACCUCAACGCAAGAAUCGGCCAGUGAUGAGACAAGGAAUGAGACUGAGGUACAUACAGAGCAACCAGAGGGCAUUUCCUCAGCAACGCCAGAAGAAUACAGCACCACAGGAAACAUUUUUAAAAGUCCUGAAAGACCUUCAUCUGGAGAUAAAUAUGGAGAAAAUGAAAAUAAGGAUACGGCACCGAUUCAUCUGUUGUUGGUGGUAAUCAUUGUUCCGGUGCUGGUAUUGAUUGCCGUGGCUGGCUUUCUCUUUAGAAGACAAGUUAUAAAAACCAGGCUGGAUUCGCCGCCUUCGUUCAAACCCCCUCCACCUCCAGUGAAGUAUACAGCAAUAAGACACAGCGAGACUCUGACAGAGUCUUUUCCCAUUUCGAGGUGCAACUCUUUAACAGAGACUCAAAUAUGAAUGACUCAAAUUUUUGUCCUCUCUUGGUCAUGUUAAGAGUUACAGAAUGAGGUUAUUUUUACUCAUUACAAACCAGUCACAGGAAAUUUUCCAAAUGUGGCUCUGUGUAUAUACUUUGUGAGUUGUUUUUUUUUUUGGUUGUUUGUUUGUUUUUGUAUAAAAUGCACCCAACUAUAUCAA